Molecule: messenger RNA, 234 nt
Organism: Scutellospora calospora
Lineage: Eukaryota; Fungi; Glomeromycota; Glomeromycetes; Diversisporales; Gigasporaceae
Source: the annotation of a GenBank genome assembly
AUGUCACAGCAAGGUUAUUACCCACCUCAAAAUCAACAACCGUAUUAUCCUCCGCCUCCACCUCAAGGAGGAUAUGCACCACCACCACCACAACAGCAGGGAUAUUAUCAACCAACUCCACCACCUCAAGUUGUUGUACAGCAACCACCUCCUCAAAAAAAAAAUAAUGAUGGAUUAUGUUUAGGAUGUGCUCUUGGUGCAUGUUUAUGCUGUUGUUUUGAAGAAUGUUGUUAA